Messenger RNA from Paramisgurnus dabryanus, 2572 nucleotides. It is a transcript of the gene sytl3, whose product is annotated as synaptotagmin-like 3. The record is from RefSeq and is a predicted model, not a curated record. Gene Ontology annotation, biological process: intracellular protein transport; exocytosis. Gene Ontology annotation, cellular component: plasma membrane; exocytic vesicle. Gene Ontology annotation, molecular function: neurexin family protein binding; small GTPase binding. Lineage: Eukaryota; Metazoa; Chordata; Actinopteri; Cypriniformes; Cobitidae.
AUCAUCUCAGGAAGGAAACAGGAAGUGAAAAGUGACGUGCGGCUCUGUCUCUUUAACAGUCGCGAUUGCAUCUCUGAGCUCUCACAUCACACUUGAUGAAAAGCAAGGAGUCAAUUAAGUAAAUCAGAUCAGAGAUCUUCUGAAGUAAAGUGAACCUGAUAUGAAAAUAGACCGGCAAACCUGGGGAAGCCGAGAAGAUGACUUCUACAGCACAGAUCUGGAGCUGUUCCAGGUUCUGGAAAGAGAACGAGUCCUGGAGGUUCUCAGACGAGACAAAGCUCUCCGAACCAUUGAAGCAGAAAGAAUCAAGAAGCUAAGGACGGAACUGCAGAAUAUCUGUGGACAGGGUGCGAAAAGCUUCACACGGCCGUAUGGACAGAGGUCAUGCGCGAGAUGUCAGAGGCUUUUGGGAAAGUUUUGGGACUGUGGAUCUGUGUGCUGUGGGUGCAGUCACCGCAUUUGUAACAGGUGUCGGGUCGUCCGGUCUGCGCGGGACUGGAAGUGCACAGUGUGUCACGCUUAUAGGGAAUUUAAGAUCAAAUCUGGUGAAUGGUUUCUGGAACAGCAUGCAAAGAAAUUUCCUGCAGGAAACAGACAUGAGACCACUGGAGAGAAACUGUUACAGUCUUAUCAACAGCUCAGUUACAUUACAGUUGUGCCUCCCACCCCUCCUCCAUUCUUUGAAGUUCCUGUGAGAAGCUCAUUUAACAGAUUCGAGAAUCUCAAAAGUUCAAAGCCCUUUACGAUAUCCAUGGAAAACCUGAUGGUGUCUGUCAGCACUCACAUACGAAAUCUCUCUAAAUCUCAGAAUGACUUGAGUGUGCCAGCAGAUCACCUGACUGUAGAUAACGCCAUCCGAAAGAGCCAAUCAGAGAGCGCCAUCAACAGAGCAUCCAAUCGGUGCAAAGUUCCAAGUCUGCCCGAUCUCUCUCAGAGCUCCAGAGGUAAAGAUCACAGAGGCUCACUAAACACAUCCUACCUAACAGAUGACAAUGUUUCAUACACGUCUGAAUACAGCGAUGACCGGAGGGACAGCAAUGGCAGCAUAGCAAUGGAUUGUGGGACUUUUGAAAACAGCAGUGUGUCUGGAGAAAUACAGGUUGCUAUCGGUUACAGGACGUCCUGUUUGGAGAUAACUAUUAAAGCCUGCAGAAAUCUAAUGUUUGGAGAUAUGAAGAAGAGGAAAUGUCAUCCGUAUGUUAAAGUCUGCUUGCUACCAAAGAAACACCAGGAUCAUAAGAUGAAAACAUCAGUCAAGAAAGGAAAUAAUCCAGUUUACAAUGAAACAUUCACGUGUGUGCUUGCUCGUGAGCAGCUACCUACUAGCACACUUCAGAUCUCAGUGUGGCACACCAGAGGACUCAAGAGAAAAGUAUUUCUGGGUGAGACUUUCAUCCGUCUGGCAGACUGGAGUCUGAAUCUUCAGAGCACUGUCUGGUACAAACUCACUCCAAAGCAGGAGAAUCCACUGGGUGGAGAUGUGGAGCUGCAUACUUCAGACCUGCUGCUUAAAACUCAGAUGAAGUUCCUGCCACAGACAAACCCACAUACUGAUGGAACACACGGGCAGCUCGUCGUUCUCAUAUGUGAUGUUUCAAAACUGCACUCAAUGUCAAAAACAGCUUACAUUGAGGGAAUCCUUUGCCUUCCUGGAGAUCGAAAGCUGGUACAGAGAACUCCAGCAGUAAAGACAACAGGGACCCUUCAGAUGAACUUCAGCAGAUUCACACAACAGGAGCUCCUGCACGCCACAAUGGUGUUCAGUCUGUGGGACAAACCCAACUUCAGCUUCAAUGAGCGUAUACUGAGAUCAGCGCAACUGUGUGGAGCAGAUUUGUCAUGGCAACGGCUCCAGCAGAUGCCAGGCGUGUGGCAUGACAUCAUUCUUCCAUUGCAUGCUGAUGUGAAUACAAACACAAGGUCCUAAAAGAAGAACCCAAAGAUGCCAGCAAGUGCAUUAUAAACAAUAUCCAGAAAAAACUAAUGCCCAAAAUGAGCGUUCACCUAAUCAAAUGUUUUUGUUAUAUAUUGUCUACAAAGAUGGAAUUUAUUACAUAUUUAUAUUUUGUUAUUAAAUAAAACUCACCCACAUCUGGUCAUCAUAAAUCUUUAUUUCUAAUAUAAUAAACACCUUUUCUUAGGGGAAAAUAAAUAAAUCCAGCAGUUGUGAACCUUUACGGUUUAUUAUUAUUAUGUUUACAGGUUUUUAUUAUACAUUCUCAUGGGCUUUUCACACUUGAAAAUUGUUAAGCAAGGGUGACCCUGGAUCAGCAUGUGCUAUGUUUUACACCGUUCAAACUUUGGGUUAGUAACUCACACUGUAAUUUACACCUUUGGCACCACGAUUCGGCUAACCCACCUCUCAAAACUACAAGAGUGAAAUGUUGCUUCUCCCAGGGUUAGACAUACAUUCGUGUGAAAAGCUUAUCGAUGCAUGGUGAUUUAAGUCUUAUAAAAAUAUUUAAAGGACAAGAAGCAAUGUGAAUGUGUAAAACUGAUUCUGAUAGGGCAAAUUUUUGUAAUAAUUAGCAUCAUACAGAGAAAACGGAUACAUUGUAAAACAGCCACUGAA